CUUUCUUUUUCCCCGUUCAAACCGAGAAAAAUGCUGACUCUACUCUUCUCCUCUCUCGGACUCCUCCUUCUCCUCGGCCUUCUCCUCAAAUUCGCAUUCGCCGAUGGGGACUUCACCCUGAUUUCGAAGAAGCAUGUGAAGCGCGAAGCCAUAGAAGGCAAGGUGGUUUGGAUCACAGGGGCUAGCCGUGGAAUUGGAGAAGUUCUUGCUAAACAGUUUGCAAGUUUAGGUGCCAAGCUUAUUCUCUCUGCUAGGAACGAAGCUGAGUUGGUUCGUGUUAAGAGUGAGCUCAAAGGUAAGUAUGCAUCAGAAGAUGUCAAGGUUUUGCCUUUAGAUCUAGCUAGCGGCGAAGAGGGGCUCAAAGGUGCUGUAGAGCAAGCAGUGUCGCUUUUCCCUGGGGCUGGGGUUGAUUAUUUAGUUCACAACGCUGCCUAUGAACGUCCGAAAUCAAAUGCAGUGGAUGCGAGUGAGGAAAAUCUUAAGACUACAUUCGAGGUUAAUGUAUUUGGGACAAUAUCUCUCACAAAGUUGGUAACUCCUCAUAUGCUGAAACAAGGUGGCGGUCAUUUUGUAGUGAUUAGCAGUGCAGCAGGGAAGGUACCAUCACCUGGUCAGGCUAUAUAUGCUGCUUCAAAACAUGCUCUGCAGGGCUACUUCCACAGCUUGCGUUCUGAGUUCUUUCACAAGGGAAUCAAGGUUACUGUUGUUUGUCCCGGUCCAAUAGAGACCUCAAAUGGUACAGGAACAUCAACUUCGGAAGACAAGAAGUCUCCUGAGAAGCGCGUGUCAUCUGAACGAUGUGCAGAACUGACCAUAAUCGCCGCAUCUCAUAACUUAAAAGAAGCUUGGAUUUCAUAUCAGCCAGUACUGCUCGUGAUGUAUCUAGUGCAGUACAUGCCUUUCCUUGGCUUCUGGCUCAUGGACAAGGUUGGAGAGAAACGUGUGGAGGUUGCUGAGAAGAAAGGCAACACAUACUCAUGGAACUUGCUCUUCCAGAAGAAGACUAAAACAAACUGAAACUGAUCAUCUAGAAAGUGUCUUGAAAAUAAGCUCUGAAGCCUUUUGUCAGUACUUGUGGUUUGUGUUUGUUUGUUCUCAGAAGACAGUUUGUUGACUUGUGUGAAUUGUCAGCAGGAUAUAAGUUGGAUUUUCUAGGCAUUGGUUGUAAGAGUUCUUCCCUAGUUUACUUAUGUGAUGUUUAGUGAAAAUAUAAGAAUUGUUACUUCCUAAAUU
This is a messenger RNA of Brassica oleracea var. oleracea, 1233 nucleotides long. Its product is annotated as dehydrogenase/reductase SDR family member 7-like. The record is from RefSeq and is a predicted model, not a curated record. Gene Ontology annotation, molecular function: oxidoreductase activity. The transcript has 12 exons. NCBI's taxonomy places the organism in Eukaryota, Viridiplantae, Streptophyta, Magnoliopsida, Brassicales, Brassicaceae. Gene Ontology annotation, cellular component: membrane. The coding region runs from base 31 to 1017 and encodes 328 amino acids.